AUGAGCGCAGACGAAGCUGCGGAUUUUGCGCGUCGGCGGGAGGAUGCAGACGAAGAGGAAGAGCAAAAGAGAAGCGUGACGCCGAACUUUUCGUUCAGAUCGUUCUUCGAGAAAUCGGACGCCACCGAAAAUGAGAAGACGAAGAAGAAAAACGCGUUUCAAAAGUUCAUGGCGUUCGAACCAGAAUCGGUCACCAAAGACGAGGAGGAGGACGAUAUGGAGGAUUUUGAGGAAAACCACCCGAACGGAUGCUCGCCAAACUUGAAACGACUGGAAAAGUUGUUCAGAGAAGAAGCAGAAUUAAAAGACAACGGGGAGGAAGAAGUAGAGGAGAAGAAAAAGAAAGGCGGCUUCGGCGGCGGCGGCGGGUUUUCGCUGUUUCAAUUCGGGACGGACCGCUACGGCGAGAAUCCCGCGGAUUAUUUGUUUGACGAUUUGGGCGGGUUCGUGCCGCCGAGAGGCGCGAAGUGGGUGUCGACGAGUGCGGAAGAAGUGCAAGAUAGUGGUGGCGGAGAAGGCGGCGAGAAGAAGAGCGAAAAAACAGAAAAGUCAACGAUUGAGACGGUUUUAGAGAGGACGAAAGGGACGAACGCGUCGAAGAAGUUACCGGGCGGGAUCGUCUUGCGAGCGCCGUCAAAUGUCAUCAUGGCAAAAGACGAGAAAGGAAGAACGCUGCCAGUGUUGCCGGAAAAGAUGGACGACGAGACGCUCAUGAGGACGACGCACUCGAGAGAUCCUUCUGAAAUUCCCGAGGACGUCUUGCUCGCGCUCGAGGAAGAGGCCAAGGAAGAGGCGCAGAAGACGACGAUGAUGAAGAAAGAAGGAGGAGAAGUAGAAACCGCGCAAAAAUUAGGAGCUCCGACGCCAACACCGACGCCGACGUCGACGCCGAUAAAGAAAGAAGGUGGAAGUAGCAACUUCAGAAAGAAACAAGAUUUGAAGAAAGUCUCCGGUGUGACUAUCCCUUCGUCCAUGUGGGAAAUUGUCGAGUUUAAUCGCGCGAUGAUUCGAGUGAUGACUAUGCUCAUGAAAGAGUUGAAACCGUUGGGUGUUGAAGGUAUGACGAUAUUUGACCCAAUCGCGGGUAUUAUGCUGUGGAGAGAACAACGCGCGGAGGCGAGAUUGAAGAAGACGUCGAAACAGUAUUUAUACGGCGACGACGAAGAUGAAAUGCACGACGAGGCGUUGUUUUUUGACAACAAUAACAACAACGCCAACGCGAGUGGUAACGCUAGCGUUAACAAUAUCUCCGUCAGAAGAGACGGAGAAGUAUCGCUGGAAGCUAUGGAAGAAUUAAAACCUGCGUUACGACACGCGUCUGCCGCGUACGGAACGCUUUCUGCUUUGCUCAUGAACGCUUCGAAUAAGGAAAAGUUUGCGACGUUUGCGAAACACGUAGAGAUUCAAAACGAGAAAGAUCCGGACGUUUUGCACGACAAAAUUACGGAAACUGCAGCAAAACACGCGAAUGUUUCGCCCGAAGAUAUAUUAGUCGCCGAUUGGGAAACGCUACAAUUCUCUCCGGCAUCUUACGUCGCCGUCGACCGAAACGAGAAAUUGGUGGUCUUAGCCAUUCGAGGUACCGCGAAUGGAAGUGAUUUCAUCACGGAUGCGUGUUCGACGUCUGUGCCUUUCCUCGGAGGGUUCGCGCACAGCGGCGUCGUCAUGUCUGCGUGGCAAAUUAUCUCCACGAGAUUGCCGCAAAUGACGAGAGCGUGUUACGAAAAUCCAGAUUUCAAAGUGUUACUCACCGGGCACUCUAUGGGUGCAGCUGUCGCCGUGUGCGUCGCCAUGCUUUUACGAUCUGGUGACGUUGAUGUCAUAAGCGCCGCGCAAAAAGGUGUCGAGGGUUUACCAAACAGCGAAGGCGCUAUUGCGUCUGUCAUGCAUAACUGCACGGUCGUUUCCUUCGCCUCGCCGGCGGUGGUUACUUUGGAUUUAUCGUUGAAGUGUCAAGACUACGUGACGUCGGUUGUCGCUGGGAAAGAUGUCAUUCCGAGGUUAUGUUAUGCCUCCGUGCGCCGACUUCUGAGACGGUUAAAUGCCGCCUCUCCCGCGCAACCAAUGCUGAAGUCCAUCGGAGGCGCAUUUCGUGAAGUUGCCAACGGAUUACAAAAUUCAAGCAGAAGCAAUAGCAUUAGCGAAACCACUAGCGAACAAAUAGAGCUGACGAAUAGAAAUAGCAACGGCGAAGCUAAUAAAACCGACGGCGGCGAGGUAGACGAAAGUGCCGACGAUGCGACGACGACGAACGGUGGUACCGAAGGUGCGGAAAAAUCGAAGAAGAGAGAUUCGGAUCAAACAAGCUGGCAAGAUUUAGGCGACCAGAGCGGAUUGGAACUUCGCGAUCAUUCGGGAAGCGAUUUCCUCGUGCAACCAGGACGCGUGAUUCACUUGCGCCGACUGUCCAGCCAACGUCCUGUGGCGCAACCGAAACACGCGACAGCGUUCACGGACAUUCCUUUAAGCACGAGAAUGAUGACCGAUCACAUACCGAUGGUGUACGAAUCCGCGAUUUUAGAGAUUUGCGAACGAAUGAAAGCGGAACGAAUGGAAACUAUGCACGAAGUGGCCAACAGGUUCCGUCGCGUGACGAGCGUCGACUUGAUGAAUUCGCCCUCGCGGCAUCAUCCAACGCGAGGAGUGCUUUCACCCGGUUCAGAGUUCAAACGAAGCGUCGCAGAAGGCGCAAAAAACAAGAAAGAGAAACAAUCAAUGCUCGCCAACGCUGCGCCUCGCUUCGGAGAAGAAGAAGAGAAGGAGAGAAGGCAACGAAUGCUUUUUUCUUCCGCCGCCGAAAAGACGACGACUUCAAAAACGGAGGAAACCACCCAAACGUCCAACAGUAAAGGCUGGCAAGUCGUCCGAAACUUCUUCUCGACCAUGAUGUCAGACUCGCCAACGGGAGACUACGAUAAAAGUCCCACCCGAAGCGACGACGAGAAUACGCUCCUCGACGGCGACGACCCCAACGACAAAGACGACAAAGGGCAAAUCGUCGACGAAUUCCACGCCGCCGCCGCUUCUGCCGCGUAUAAUAGCGCACAGCGAUAG
Messenger RNA from Bathycoccus prasinos, 3054 nucleotides. RefSeq lists its product with no specific name. The coding region runs from base 1 to 3054 and encodes 1017 amino acids. Lineage: Eukaryota; Viridiplantae; Chlorophyta; Mamiellophyceae; Mamiellales; Bathycoccaceae. Gene Ontology annotation, biological process: lipid metabolic process. The transcript has a single exon. The record is from RefSeq and is a predicted model, not a curated record.